AUGGAUCCCGAUGAAAUUAAUAAAGCGCUCGGGCAAAUUUUAGGCGAUGAUGAAUCGAAUAAUGAACUUGUUGUUGAAGAUAGUACAACUGUACAGGUAAACUAUUUUACUAUUUUAUUUUUUUUUCAAUGAUAAGAGUCUAACACUCCAAGAAAUAAUCAUGAUCGCGUGAUCUUUUUGAUAAGUUUUUUAGUCUUCAUACAGUCUCUUAUCAACAUGUGUUUCAAUGGCAAAAAGUGUGAUGAUUGAUUAGGUGAAAUUGAGAAGAAAUUGGUUUCAGGUAACAAAUCCGGAAGCGCGAAAAACUGGCGAUAAAAUCGAAGUGUUCUACACAAGAAAAACAACAGUUGUAUCACCAGGAAAUUCGGAUGAUGAGGAUUUUUGCUCAGAUUCUGAACUAUUAGGGCAUAGUGAUGAGGGACCGAGAUCGAGAGCCACUUCUUUUCAUGGAAGACCGAGAGCUGGAUCGGAAGAUGAGACAUUUGUGCCAAAACAUACGGUUUUGAGGUGAAUGAGAAAUGAAAUUGAAAGAGUUCACGUUGAAAAAGUGAAAAUUAAAUAUGGCAGAUUAAAAGAUCACGCUAAAACGAUUGUAAUUCCAAAAAUGAAAAAUCAAUAAAUUUUAAACGUUCUCUUUAAAAUUUAUUCUUCCAGAUAUCGUCGUAAGAAAGGCGGUCAAUGGCGAGAAGUAAAUCUGCAAGGAACACCCGAUAAACGAAAAGAUGAUGAAGAUGAACUUGAAGUUGAUGUAAAAGAAGACAGAUCUGAAGAAACUGGAAUUGUCACCAAAACCUAUGAAGCCAGAUGGAAAGUUUUGAAAUAUGAACAUUUACCCGAAUGGCUACAAGAUAAUGAAUUUUUGAGGUAUUGAUUCUACAUACAAACAAAGAAAAAUAAUACUAAUUGCUCAUUUUAGACAUGGUCAUCGACCGCCACUUCCAUCAUUUUCUGAAUGUUUCAAAAGUAUAUGGUCGCUGCAUACGGAGACCGGAAAUAUUUGGACACAUUUGAUCGGAUGUAUCGCGUUUUUUGUUUUAGCUUGUUGGUUUUUGAGGCCUGAUAAUCAUAUUCAAUUUCAGGAAAAGGUAAGGUUUGGGAAGUUUUUUGGGGAUGAGAAAAGUUCGGAGUCCAGAAAAAAAUGGUGUGAUAAUUUUUGUGAGAAAAAAAUUCAGUCAAAUUUUGAACGAAAAAUAAUUUUUUGAUGAAUAAUUAAAGAUAAAUAUCUGAAUUAUGAAACUGGAGCUCAUUACACGAAAAUUCCAACUGAAGUCAAGAAUUCUCUGGCGUUCUGAAAAUCACAAACCACUUUUGAUUUUGCAGAUUGAAAUUUCAAAUUUCUGUUCAACUCGAAUCAAAAUUCUGUUCAACUCGAAUAAAAUUCCGGAAAUAUUAUUCAUAUUGAAGCCCCGUAAAUUUAUCAUUUUUUGAAUGAAAUUUCAACUUUUUAAAAACAAAAUUCUCUUUUUGAAUAACAACAAUUCAAAUUUUGAGAAUAUUCCGAAAAUCCUACCCUCCACAUCUCAAUUUUUCAGGUAGUAUUUUCAUUUUUCUUCGUCGGUGCUGUUUUAUGCCUCGGUUUAUCAUUCGCAUUUCAUACAUUAUCAUGUCAUUCAGUAAGUGUCGGUAAAUUCUUCUGCAAACUCGAUUAUAUGGGAAUAUCACUAUUAAUUGUUGGCUCAUUCAUUCCAUGGAUUUAUUACGGUUUUUAUUGUCGUCGUGAGCCAAAAAUCACGUAUAUUGCAAUGGUGUGUGUUUUGGGUGUCGGCGCAAUUAUUGUCUCAUUAUGGGACAAGUUUAGCGAAACGAAAUUCCGACCGGUUCGAGCUGGAGUUUUUGUUGGAAUGGGAUGUAGUGGAAUUGUUCCGACUAUUCAUUAUAUUAUUACCGAUGGAGUUCGAUCACUUUUUGAGGAUAACUCAUUUCAUUGGCUAUUAUUAAUGGCAUUCCUUUAUCUUCUUGGUGCACUUUUAUAUGCGACAAGAACUCCUGAACGAUUUUUCCCAGGAAAAUGUGAUAUUUGGGUGAGAUACUUUUUGUUGAAAAAAUUCAUGGAGAAAAGAAUUUGCUUGAAAAUUCAUCUGAUUUUUUUAGUGCUCAAAAAGUUACUGUAAAUGUUUUUAUUUUCAAAAUAAUUAUCUAAAAAAUUGGAAGAUUUUGUUUUAUUUUAAAAUUAAUUUGGUGAAUCGAAAAUUCCGUGUAUCUAAAAUGAGAAAUUCUAAAAAAUGUAUCGAAAAUUCUAUACAUCAAGUUUUCACUGGUGAAACUUGCCUCACAAAGAUUCUUUAAUUUUUUUUUUAAAUAAUAAAAAACACAAAUUUAAAUCCCAAUUCCCGUUUUUCCGAAAAUCUCUUUUAAAACUCUUCUAAAAUUUUGCAGUUCCAAUCUCAUCAAUUAUUCCAUACUUGUGUUGUGAUUGCUGCACUUGUUCAUUAUUAUGGUAUUUACGAAAUGGCUCUAGCUCGACUUAAUGAAAAAUGUCCCAUUCAAUAG
This is a messenger RNA of Caenorhabditis angaria, 2490 nucleotides long. The record is from the annotation of a GenBank genome assembly. NCBI's taxonomy places the organism in Eukaryota, Metazoa, Nematoda, Chromadorea, Rhabditida, Rhabditidae.